Molecule: messenger RNA, 378 nt
Organism: Pyricularia pennisetigena
Lineage: Eukaryota; Fungi; Ascomycota; Sordariomycetes; Magnaporthales; Pyriculariaceae
Exons: 3
Coding region: 1-378 (125 amino acids)
Source: RefSeq, a predicted model, not a curated record
AUGGAUACCUCCAAACAAGUUUCAGUUCCGGCUCCAGCCCCUCAAGCACCUCCGGCUACUCCUGCUCCUGCUGCUCCUCCUGCUUCUGCUGCUCCCGCUCCUCUGGACUUCAUCAAUAAAUCAUCUGGGGGAGGCAUGGGAUUCUCCAAGGUCCUUGUAUUCUGGUUUAUUGUCCCCUUUGUCUUCAAUAACAACUUGAACGCUGGCAAUGACGUUGAAGAUUUCUUCAGCAAAUAUAUGGCUGCCCAGCUGUUGCACUACGUAUGCAGCGACAUUAGGAAGUUCGCUGAGCUGGUCCUCGGGGGAGUUCAGAAAUUUGCCUGUGACAACCAGGCCAAGAGCGAUGAUGUUCUUAUAGUCAAGCUUCCUGAGACUUGA